Symbiodinium sp. CCMP2456 is the source of this 3411-nucleotide messenger RNA. NCBI's taxonomy places the organism in Eukaryota, Dinophyceae, Suessiales, Symbiodiniaceae. The record is from the annotation of a GenBank genome assembly.
AUGCCAGCGCAUGACGAUGGUAACCACAGUCCAAGAAGCGAUGCCUCGAGCGUUCCUGAGACCUUUGCCAAUGAAGAUAUCGCAGAGGAGAUCAACGCAGCAACGUUCGAAGAGCUGCGUAUGCCAAAGGAGACCGCGGCAGCCAUGCUUAAGGCUUGGCAUGCCUUCAUCGCUUGCUUUGAUUCCCGAGAUUCAGCGGCAUCAUCGCUGUAUGGCGUGAUCUUUGACAGUGUCCCCUCGCUCCAAGUUCUUUUCAAGACCCCCAAGGUCAUCCAAUCCAUCCGCCUCAUCGAUGAGCUGCAGACCAUCGUGGAGCACCUGCAGAAGCCAAAAGAGCUGAAGCAGAUGGGGGAGUCACUCGCUUUUCGUCACCUCAACUUCGAGGUUACAAUCCCACGGGCCAUGAUUUUUCGUGACGCCAUUGUGGAUUGUCUGGCAGCGGAGCUGGGCCAGAACUUUGCCCCAGAGGUCAGGACAGGUUAUAUGAUUCUCUUUGGAUGGAUAGGAGGGGCAUGCAUUUAUGUCAGAAAUGAGUUUGCAGACCGCCUCAAGAUUCUUCGAGAAAGCUGGGCGAAAGUCAAUGCUGGCCGAGCCAAGCAAGAAGAAGCAAGGAUAGAAGAGGAGGAGGCUGCGGAAGCUCAGGAAGUGCUUGAGGACGACGAGCAGUUCAGCCUAAGAUCAGCAGAGCAAGCCGAAGCUGCGCAGCAAGUCGCGCAGGAGGAGAAGAAGGGGUGCUGCUCUUUCUGUCGGCGGAGACGAGCAGACGGCAGUGAUGCAGGCGUGCUAAGCCGAGCAGUUACCAUGAAAGCCACCUCAAGAAAGAAUCUGAAUAAUCUGUCGAAUGCGGGUGGUGGUGCUGGUGGUAACCAAGCUGCAACCACUGGUCAGACUGGCAUGGUGGUUCCCAUGACGUUUUCUGAGAUGUUCAGAUUUAACUCGCAAGUGAUGGGGUUCGGCAUCGGUGGCUGGAUGGAGCAAAUUUUGAACUCCUUCGGAGACAUCGUCGUGAACGCAUCGGAUGCUUUGCGGCUGCACGAGGAGUGCGACUUGCUGUCGCUGCGGAUCGACAAGGUCUCUCGGGGUCAAGCCCCCAACUUGGCGCAAUUCAAAUCCUGCAUGUUGUCCUCAUUGCGAUCCCUGCUUCCAAAGGAAUGGGACACAAACUAUGAGGUUGCUUGGAAUUGGCUUUGGGAUAACGUCGCGACACUGCUUGUACAGACACUUGGCAGCUCCUACAAGUGGGAGGCAGCCGUGAACCAAUAUUUUGGUUCCGUCGGCGAGGAUGCGCGUUACAAGCUUCGCGCAGAGAUCUACGAACGCUUUUUUGCAUCUACCCCGGCUGGCCAAGAGUAUUUCAAGCAGUCUGACACGCGCCUACAUUUCAUUGCAGAGAAGGUCUUCUGGUUCUCCAUCGAGAUUUACGGAGACCCAUGGCAGUUAAUAGAUGACCUCUCGGCAUUGGGGCUGCGUCACGUCGGAUAUGGUGUGCCGACCGAAAUGUUUGCACCCUUUGUCAAUGCGUGUGUGGAAGUCAUCAAGGAUGCCGUAGGCGACAAUGCCCUGGCACUGCAGGGUUUCAAGUGGUCUUUGGGAAUAGUGUCGAAGCAGCUAGUGAGGACCGUCGCAGAAGGAUCCACCAUCGUGAUGAAGGCAGUGAAUGCGAACUCGAAGAAGAUGUUGCAGAAGGCCAUCAGCUGUGCUCCUCGCGGCCAACGCUUCCAGUGGCUGCUGAAGAUUCAGGUUGGCACGCAUUCGAUCUCGCCCCUCUAUUGGGCGAUCGAAAGCGGCAGUCUGGCAGCUGCCGAGGCUAUCAUAGAAGACCUCCUACUGAUUCGUGCAGACCGCGAGAAGUACUACUAUGGAAAUGACGCGCUGUUCGAACGUCACCAGGACAUCAUCAAUCGCUUGUGCAGAGAGGCGCCAACCCUCAUUCCAACGCUCCUCAAUGGCUUGAUCUGGCGUUCUGCUAGAACGGAUUCUGGUCUUCGCCGCGUGAACUUCUACGUGAAGCAUCUGCUGGUGAAUCAGGAGGGUGAGCCGGCGGAGUUCCUCAGAGAGAUUUGCACCACGAAAGACCCGAAGAUCAUGGUACACCCGGCGGUGGUGAUGGUCUCUGACACGCUGUGGGGAGGCAUCGUGCGAAAUUCCUUCCUCAUCUCCCGCCUGUGGUUUCUGACCAGUUUACUGAUUUUUAUGCUGAGCGUGGCAAUCUUGCCCAAGACCACCCAACUCGAAUCGAUUUGGGAAGUGCGGAUUGUGAUUUUCUUUGGGCGAACCUUCAUGUACAUGGUGACCAUGACCAGACUGCUGAUCAGAUGCAUCUGGAAGUGCGUCAAAGACUGCCGCCGUGGCAAGUGGUCCCGUGUGACAUGCAUUCGCAUUCCAAAGUAUCUGCACAACGCAAUGGCGAUGGGCAACUUGGUUUUGGCGCUGCUGCUUCUGCUGAUGUGCGCGUAUGAGCCGAUGUACCACUGCCUGGUCUCUAGCCCCCAAGACUGGCCGACAGCCAAUUGCGAUGCCAUCGAGGACAAUCACUACACCUAUGAGGGUGUGCGAUUUACCUACUCUGCCCUCGGCAUGAUAGCAAUGGCCAUACACUGGUUCCUCAUGGUGGACUUGGCUGUCUUCUCCACAGGGUUGUCAGCCUUCGUCCUCGUGUGUGCCCAGGUCUUGAGUGAGAUUGGCCGAUUCCUCGUUGCCUUGAUCUUCCUGCUCUUAACGUUUGGAAGUGCCAUCAGUGUCCUUGACCAUACGUACUUCGAGAUGCGAGACAUCCCGAACACUGUCCUUUGCCUGUUCUCCAUCACCGUGCUUCUGUACGAAGACGAUUACCGCACUCUCAUGGAAGACGAGCCUGCCCUUCUUACAGCGGUGCUGCUGUUCGUCUUGGCAUCGUCCAUCCUCCUGAUGAAUUUGCUCAUUGCCCAGCUGAACAGCUCAUAUGUUUACAUCUACCAGGACAUGGUUGGCUUCGCCCGCCUGAACCGUGCCCAGAAGAUUGUGGAGGCACUGGCCAACUUCAACAGGAACCAGUGGACGACAUUUAUUGAGAGCCUCGGGCUUGAUCAGCCACUGGAGUUCAACCAGGGCGACGUGGGAGUGGCGGGGGGCAUGCAGAUCACGGAGCCUGCCAGUGAGCAUGUGGUCCUGAAGGACUCCAUCCUGCGAUUCGGUGGAUCGUGCUCUGCAGAGCUGCAGUGGCCAGAAGAGACCAAGCACCGCGGAGACCGGGAGAAGCUGUCGAAGAUUGAGUCCAUGGCGAGGAAGGUGCUUCGGAAAGUCGUCCAGGACAGCAAGGGCAACAAGAAAGGCUCAUCGAGCCGAGGUGAAGGAUCUGCGGUAGGAGCCGGAGGCAGCUCAGCGUUCGGAAGCAGUGCCGGCGGUGCUGGUGCGUCGUACGUCGACGAUUGA